CAAUUUCAAUCCAUAUUGCAUAGCAUAGAAACACCAUGGGUUCGUAUAUGCAAAAUCUAUCUUCCUCUUUUAGAUCGACAUCAUCAUGGUUCGAGGUGUAUGCUGCCUUCUCCACAUUCAUGAUGCUCCUAAGAACAGCAAUCAAUGACCUAAUACCCCAACCAAUUCGGUCCUUCAUAGCCUCAAAGCUAGAAGCUUUCUUCUCCAAAUGUCAGUCAAACAGCCAAAUCUCUCUCAAAAUUAACCAAUUUUGGGAUGAAUCUGUUGGAGAACGCAAUGACCUGUUCUAUGCUGCCCAUGAGUACCUUCCCUCUAGAAUAACCCGCACCUACAAAAGCCUCAAAGUUGGCAAAUUAGAAAACCACAAACAUCUUGAGCUCGCAGUGGAUGGAAGUGAAGAAGUGGUGGACGAAUUUGAAGGCACCAAAUUCACUUGGAUGCUUGAUGAAGGAUCCGAAAAGGAGUCUAGUAGCAACAAGAAGUUUACCUUCAUAUUAACCUUCAAUGAGAAGCACAGAGAGAGAGUGUUGGAUAGGUAUAUACCCCACGUGCUUAAAACAUACGAAGCCAUGAAAGCUGAGCAAAAAAUUGUGAAAAUCUAUUCAAGGUUAUUUGAUUAUUGGAACGAAAGUGAGUUAUCACACCCUGCCACGUUUGACACACUAGCCUUGGCCCCUGAGUUGAAGCAAGCUAUCAUUGAUGAUUUGGAUCGGUUUCUAAGGAGGAAGGAACUUUACAAGAAAGUGGGUAAGCCUUGGAAGCGUGGCUACCUAUUGUAUGGGCCUCCCGGAACCGGAAAAUCUAGCCUCAUUGCAGCUAUUGCUAACUAUUUGAAAUUUGAUGUCUAUGAUUUGGAGCUUAGUUCUGUGUUUUCCAACUCUGAACUUAUGCGAGCCAUGAGGGAAACAACCAAUCGUUCCAUCGUUGUCAUUGAAGACAUAGAUUGCAACAAAGAGGUGCAUGCUCGAUCAAAAGCAGACGAUCUUCCAGACCAAGAUUCCUCUGACGACGAGGGUGCCAAUGCCAAGGUUAAGCCUGGGAGGUUUACUCUGUCGGGUCUGCUUAACUACAUGGAUGGGUUGUGGUCAAGCUGUGGAGAGGAGAGAAUUAUAAUAUUCACUACUAACCACAAAGAGAAAAUAGACCCAGCGUUGCUGCGUCCCGGUCGUAUGGACAUGCACAUUAAUUUAUCCUUCCUCAAAGGCAAGGCAUUUAGAAUAUUGGCUUCAAAUUAUUUGGGUAUUGAAGGAGAUCAUCCUCUCUUUGAACAAAUUGAAGGACUAUUGGACAAAAUACAAGCCACCCCUGCUGUUGUAGCAGAGCAUCUAAUGAGAAGUGAGGAUCCCAACGAGGCUUUGGAAGCACUUGUCAAAUUUCUCGAAGAAAUAUGCAAGGACAAUCCAGUAGAAUGCCAGUUGAAUACGGGACUAGUCAAUGUAGCCUAAUAAAUUGAUCACAAAAUUCUAUCUUGUUCAUGUUUUGUUUAGUCAUCUCUGUAAUUAAAAGUGAAAUA
Molecule: messenger RNA, 1513 nt
Organism: Abrus precatorius (Indian licorice)
Lineage: Eukaryota; Viridiplantae; Streptophyta; Magnoliopsida; Fabales; Fabaceae
Product: AAA-ATPase At2g18193-like
Exons: 2
Coding region: 36-1445 (469 amino acids)
Molecular function (GO): ATP binding; ATP hydrolysis activity
Source: RefSeq, a predicted model, not a curated record